AGCGAUAACAUUUUAUGAGUAUAUAGUUGUCAUACGACGUUCAAGGGAAAAAAGUGAAAACUGUGUUUUAUUGAGCUAUUUGUUGACCACAACUGCAGCCGGAAUGUCAACAGGAGUACUGGCAGGAAAAGUGGCCCUGGUAACAGGUGCCGGCUCGGGAAUCGGACGUGCCACUUGCCGUCUUUUGGCCAGGGAUGGUGCCAAAGUGAUCGCUGCGGAUCGUAAUAUUCAGGCUGCCCAGGAAACCGUUCAGGAAUUAGGUCAGGAUCGUUCGGCUGCUCUGGAGGUAGAUGUGUCCUCCGCCCAAAGUGUCCAAUCCUCGGUAGUUGAGGCUCUCAAGAAGUUCAAGCAAGCCCCCACUAUUGUGGUGAAUUCAGCAGGGAUCACCCGAGAUGGGUAUCUGUUAAAGAUGCCCGAAAAGGACUACGAUGACGUGUAUGGAGUGAAUCUGAAGGGAACCUUCCUGGUGACGCAGGCCUUUGCCAAGGCCAUGAUUGAACAGAAACUGGAGAACGGGAGCAUUGUGAACCUCUCGAGCAUCGUGGCCAGAAUGAAUAAUGUAGGUCAGGCCAACUAUGCGGCCACCAAGGCCGGUGUCAUUUCCUUCACCGAAGUUGCCUCCAAGGAGUUUGGAAAGUUUGGCAUUCGAGUCAAUUGCAUCCUACCAGGCUACAUAGACACGCCCAUGGUGGCCGUAGUGCCAGAUUCAGUGAAACAACAGGUGGUGCAGCGCUGUCCCCUAGGAAGAAUGGGUCAGCCAGAGGAGAUCGCUGAGGUUAUCGCCUUUUUGGCCUCACCCCAGUCUUCCUAUGUCAACGGAGCAGCUAUCGAGGUUACCGGGGGUCUUAAAUAAUAAGGAUAAAUUAAAUUUAUCUUUAUAUAUUGUCCAACUAUACAGGUGUGGGCCAGAACAUUGCAUUUACUUGUGCAGCCAGAAAUUUUUUUUUUUUUUUCCUAAAUAAAUUUAGACAUAUUUACAAGUAGUUUUACUGACAGCUGUGUUUGAACUGCGUUUACUUCUAAGUGUUUAAAAUUUCAUAAUAAUAAUAACAAAUUAUUAAUAAAUAACGUAACGAACAAUCUAAA
Messenger RNA from Drosophila eugracilis, 1086 nucleotides. Its product is annotated as estradiol 17-beta-dehydrogenase 8. The record is from RefSeq and is a predicted model, not a curated record. The coding region runs from base 104 to 853 and encodes 249 amino acids. Lineage: Eukaryota; Metazoa; Arthropoda; Insecta; Diptera; Drosophilidae. Gene Ontology annotation, molecular function: oxidoreductase activity, acting on the CH-OH group of donors, NAD or NADP as acceptor. The transcript has 2 exons.